AUGUGGCUGUUGGCCCUUGGGUUACUGGGAGGAUUGAUCUCAUGUGCGUAUGGAAUCAGCCUUGUGCAGUACUGGCGGAGAUGUAGAAGUGACGAGUUCGAAAGAUUUGUGGGACCGCUGGAAAUAUGGUCGGAGAUGCUGGUGCAGUGCCCUAUGCUUUUCUUGUUGCUGGGACUCGCGAUUCCAGGUGCUCUUGGUUUCCUAGGAGUACAGGCGGCAGCAUACGCGCCGAAAGUAGAUCUUGAUUUCGCUGGCUACUUGGCCGUGGAUUUGCCCGUGCAGUUCACCCAAAAUGCAGUGGAGGAGGCCAUCGCUCAAGAAACCUCUCAAACACAGAGAAGCGAUGAUUGGGCAGGGUGGCGCUUUCCAGGCUCUGCCCCCGUGUAUUCAGUGGAGAGCACUGGAUCAGGCCGGCGGCUGGCUUCUACACAGUCACAGAGCUGGUGGGAGCUCAACAUCUUUUAUGAGGCUUUGGACUCAAAAGUCGGCGUUUUCACGGAGCAGGCGCUGCAAGAAAUACUUACUUUCGAAGACCUUGUUCAAUCGAUGCAGAUGUACGACGAAUUCUGCUGGAAGUCCAACGGUAAUUGCAAGGUGCCGCAGUCUCCGACGAAUCUCUUUUUCCAUCUUGAGCCUGGCCAGUCUGACCAUGAGCUGCAAGACAUCAACGAAACGCUGAGGAUGAUGCUCAGGAAGCGCAUCCUCUAUUUCACUGACAAAGACUUCAGUGCUCUCCAUUUGCAGAGCAACUACACGCGCAGCACGUUUGUUGGUGGAAUACCGCUAAGCGGGUACAACAGAUGGCAGACCAGAUGGGAUGAACAACGUCGGAAGCACGAGGCCUUCCUGGUCGAGUUGUAUACUGAGGUGCUGAGCCGUGCAGACGAUGGACCUCGGCCACUCAACUUUGAGCACGUGAAAAUCACCUGGUUCGAGCCCAUGCUGAAGGACUAUGAGGUCAGCAAAUGGCUCUUCCACGAUGCCGCGUGGUGCGUGGGUACAUUCGCGGUGGUCGCAGUUCUGAUCGUGUUGAAUCUUCAGAGCUUUUGCCUCAUGGUCUUCGGAAUGCUGGGUGUGCUCUUGGCUUUCGCCGCAACCUUCUACUUCCACACUGUAGUCUUGGAGUACAAGUCGCUGACCGUUCUGGACUUCUUGUCACUUUUUCUUAUCGUUGGCAUUGCCGCUGAUGAUAUGUUCAUCCUGUGCCAUACCUAUCGCCUGGCUCCUGCCGUUCUCGGUCCUCGGGCGGGGCCCAGGCAAUGCAUGAAAUGGGCUUACAAGCAUGCGGGCGAAGCCAUGCUCGUCACCACGGUAACCACGGCAGGAUCCUUCUAUGCGAAUUGCAUCUCUGUGUUGCGCGUUGUGAAGCAGUUCGGCUUCUUCAUGGGUACCUUGGUCGUUUGGAACUAUAUUAACGUCAUGAUGAUUCUACCUUCAGCCGUCCUUGUGGCAGAGAUCUAUGUGUGGCCGUGCAUUGGGUGGCUUUUAUCAUGCCUCACCUGUUCUGCAGAUGCAGAAGGGGGUGUCGACGAGUUCCAAAGCCUGGACGUGUCCAGAAUCACUUCUAUUCUCUCACUGCCUUCUGACUGGACGGACAAUAUGCGAGCGUCGCAAGCAUCAUGGGCAUCUUCUGCGCACAGCGCGGAGACUUGCACGAUCGGGCGGCCUUCCAAGACAUCCACGUGGACAAGGCGAUCAGCGCUGGCAUAUCAGACCGCACGCUCGACUGUCAAUUCUGUGUCAAUGAACGUGAGGACCUUGGCUUCGCGUGCGACCAUGACGGUCAUGAUCAAACGCGAGAUGGACACGGACGAGCUCAGCAGCUUUGAGAACUUUCUCCAUGGGAGGUGCCAUCGCAUUCUUUUUCGUGGCCGCUGCUGCUGGGUGCUGCUGUCUAGCGCGGUCAGCAUCCUGGGCGCAUACGCAGCUAUUACAGGCUUCACGCUUGCAACAGGAGGCUUGCAGGUCUUCCCGGAGUCUGUGAAUGCCGGUCGUCUGGAGAAGCUUCUCGGCGAGGUUUUUCCAUCCACCACCGACAUAUCAGAAUGGGAUGCCCAAACCAUGGAAACGGCAUCGACGGGCAUGUCGGAUCUUGUCUCGAACGGGAACGCGGUCAACAGAUCAUGCCCAGGAUGUGUGCAUGGCGCAUGUGGCGGAGAUGGUUCGUGUGUUUGCGAAGAAGGCUGGAGCGGCUCCACUUGUGAAGAUUACUGCCCUGGCCUUCCUGCCUGUGGUGGCCCCCAACGUGGCCGCUGCGGCGUGGUGAGCAUCGCCCAAAACGAAAGUGCGAGGAGGUGCGUGUGCCAAAGCGGAUUUAGCGGAGAUGGCUGUGACAGUUACUCUUGUCCUCCUUGCCUGAAUGGGGGCAGCUGCCUGUUUUCAGAGGAUGUCGACAACCGCUCAGUGUGCCAGUGCCCUCCUGCUUAUGGUGGCGACCGUUGCCAGGAACGGCUAUGCCCGGCAAACUGCAGUGGUGCAGGUGACUGCAUCGAUGGUCGAUGCUCUUGUUGGCUUGGAGCACAUGGCGAAAGCUGCAACGAGACUUCUGUGUCAUUGGAGCCACUGACCGACUGUGUCCAGAUCUCCUUGGUGUGGGGUAUUGCAGGCUAUAGAGCAGAUAAUGUGUCUGCUCCAGAGUAUUAUCCGGCGUUUGAUUUGCUGGAUCCGCAGGUGCAGCUGUGGAUGUUGCAAGCUUGCACGGCAGCGCGAAACGACACUUCGCUUCUAGUUCGGCCAGAGGUUCCCUGCUGGAUCGAAGCCUGGCGUAGCUUCGUCGUCACAGUCGGCGGCAGUUUUCCCGUGGCCCCAAGGAGCUUGGCGUCGGAAGCACUGCAAGCUUUUUUCCACCAGGAGGGCUCUGAUGCCUUCCAGAAGGAUCUGGCAGAUGCCGACAACUUCACAGGACAUCCAAAGUUUGCUGUCAUGCGGAUGCUGAUCAAUGCUCCACGCAACGGUGGACUGCCCUUGCUUCUGCCGCUGAAGGAUAAAUGGAUGGUCUUUGUGGCAGACCUCAACAGACUUGCGCCGCUUUCGGCAGGCUCUGCUCUCAUGGUAUCCCAGACAUGGACGGCGACAGACAUGGAGUAUUCGAUCAUGUCCAAGACGGUGGCAUCGCUAAUCCUGUCCAUUGGCAUCGCAGUUGCUUGUGUCGUGGUCUUCAGCCAGAAUGUCUUGAUUGGACUCUUCGUCCUGCUUACUAUUCUCUUGGAAGUCUGCCCGCUUUUCGGCUUCCUUUUCGGAGUAAUGCGCUACGAGUUCGGUGCCAUCGAAGCCAUCGGUGUUGUAACCUUCGUUGGUAUGAGCGUUGACUACUGUCUGCACUUGGCACACGGCUAUCAUGUAGCGGAGAAGAUGAGCCGCAGUGCCACUUAUCUUGCGUUUCAAUUUGGGAGAAGAGUUCCGCUGUCUGGCUUUGUUGGGGUGGACAGGUUUGGGGGAGUGUGGUUGAAUGCGCUGAUAGGGAAAACUGGAAGCCAGGACGGAAGCACAGGAGGACGGAAGAUAGGAAGAGAAGAUGGAAGGUUGGCGGGUGAGACGUGA
Messenger RNA from Symbiodinium necroappetens, 3540 nucleotides. NCBI's taxonomy places the organism in Eukaryota, Dinophyceae, Suessiales, Symbiodiniaceae. The record is from the annotation of a GenBank genome assembly.